Messenger RNA from Neltuma alba, 1742 nucleotides. Its product is annotated as cyclin-dependent kinase D-3. Gene Ontology annotation, molecular function: cyclin-dependent protein serine/threonine kinase activity; ATP binding; RNA polymerase II CTD heptapeptide repeat kinase activity. Gene Ontology annotation, biological process: positive regulation of transcription by RNA polymerase II; protein phosphorylation. Lineage: Eukaryota; Viridiplantae; Streptophyta; Magnoliopsida; Fabales; Fabaceae. Bases 63 to 1310 code for a protein of 415 amino acids. Gene Ontology annotation, cellular component: cytoplasm; transcription factor TFIIK complex; nucleus. The record is from RefSeq and is a predicted model, not a curated record. The transcript is spliced from 9 exons.
AAAUUAAAAAUUCAGAAUUAGCUCCGAUAAUAGCAUCAGGACAAAAAUUUGAGGGGGCGAAAAUGUCAGACAUCGAUGCGUCUAAGAAAGUAGCCGAUAGAUAUCUGAGGCGUGAAGUUCUCGGUGAAGGUACCUAUGGAGUCGUAUACAAAGCCAUUGAUACAAAGACUGGACAGACGGUUGCAAUUAAAAAAAUUCGACUUGGCAAGCAGAAGGAAGGGGUAAAUUUUACUGCUCUUAGAGAGAUUAAACUGCUCAAAGAGCUCAAAGAUCCCAAUAUUAUUGAGUUAAUUGAUGCAUUCCCGCAUAAAGGGAAUUUGCAUCUCGUGUUUGAAUUCAUGGAGACGGACCUUGAAGCUGUUAUACGAGAUCGAAAUAUUUUUCUUUCACCAGCGGAUAUAAAAUCCUACCUUCAAAUGACACUUAAAGGUCUUGCUUAUUGCCACCAGAAAUGGGUUUUGCAUAGGGACAUGAAGCCAAAUAAUUUAUUGAUAGGACCAAAUGGACAGCUGAAACUUGCAGAUUUUGGUUUAGCAAGGAUAUUUGGGAGCCCGGAUCGAAGGUUCACUCAUCAGGUGUUUGCUCGGUGGUAUAGAGCACCUGAGCUGUUAUUUGGAGCCAAACAGUAUGGGUCAGGGGUUGAUGUUUGGGCUGCAGCUUGUAUAUUUGCUGAACUUCUGCUUCGUCGGCCCUUUUUGCAGGGUUCAAGUGAUAUUGAUCAAUUAGGAAAGAUUUUUGCUGCAUUUGGGACUCCAACACCCUCUCAGUGGGCUGAUAUAGUAUACCUUCCUGAUUAUGUCGAAUACCAAUAUGUUCCAGCCCCUCCUUUGCGUUCUUUAUUCCCAAUGGCAAGUGAUGAUGCUUUAGAUUUGUUGUCAAAGAUGUUUACAUAUGAUCCUAAAGUUAGAAUUUCAGUGCAGCAGGCUUUAGAGCACAGGUAUUUUUCCUCUGUGCCUCUGCCCACGGAUCCUGAUAAGCUUCCUAGACCUGCCCCAAAGAAGGAUCUUAAGGCUUCUGAUUUCAAUCCACAUGAGGGCCCGACUGUUUUAUCACCUCCUAGAAAGUCUAGGAGAGUGAUGCCAGGGCGUGAUGGAUUUGAAGGAAAUGCAUUACAAGGAGAUAAAGCUGAUGAUAAUGCUGGUGAUUACAUACAAAAGGCUGGUGAUAAUACUGGAAAGAAUGAUACAGCUGCAACGUCAGUAGACUUUUCUAUAUUUGGAUUAAACCCUCCAAAUAGGCCUACAAUUAGCAGCGCUGACAGAUCACAUCUGAAAAGAAAAUUAGAUCUAGAAUUUCAACAUCCAGAAUGAAUAUUCUAGUACAGGAGCCAUUAGAGCCGUCCUGAUCUGUGCUUCUCCGUGUAAAGCUACUAUGGAUGUGUAGGUGUAUAAAGGAGAAAGUAGCAGUCACGGAAACUUAACGUCGCACUUGAAUUUUCGUUUGGGGACCCAAAAUAACUGUUGCAUAAUUAAAAUCUCCCCCACGGGGUUAAUUGUGGCUGAUGAACGGCACCCCGCUAGUGAUUCGUGAGGGCAUUUUCUUGAGCCCUCACUGUAUCUGUUGCUUGCAGAAGUUAUUGUGUAAGCAGUUGUCUACUAUAGAACAUAAAAUGCAUGCUAUCGGGUGCUUCCAAACUGAUUGUUAUUCCAUUUAUCUCACUGAACACAAGUAUUUAUAGAAAUGGUGCCUGAUUUUCCUGGCUCUCUGCAAUUUUUGUUAUUCAAGGAACUCAUAUUGCGUCA